Messenger RNA from Gasterosteus aculeatus aculeatus (three-spined stickleback), 3494 nucleotides. The record is from RefSeq and is a predicted model, not a curated record. Lineage: Eukaryota; Metazoa; Chordata; Actinopteri; Perciformes; Gasterosteidae.
CCCCAGAAGAAGGAGGUGUGGCUGGGGCCGCGCGCGGAGGAGCGGCUCCUUUUCUCACGCGCGGACGUAAACUGCCGUUGGGUUGUUUCGCAUCAGCUGAUGUGAACCCUCUUAAACCGGUUCGUGAAGCGGGAUCCCGCCGGGCUGGAGGACUCAGACCGAUCGACCGCAGGGGAAUCCCGAUCGAUUAAUCGGAGGUGUGUCAGCUGACUGGGAGCCCGGAGGGAGGGGGAUCGAUCGAUUGAUCGAUCGAUCGGUCGGGAUGAGCGGGCCGGGGGAGGUGGUGUGUGAAGGCUGGCUGAGGAAGUCCCCCCCGGAGAAGAAGCUGCGCCGCCAUGCGUGGAAGCGGCGCUGGUUCGUGCUGCGCAGCGGUCGGCUGAGCGGCGAGCCGGACGUCCUGCAGUACUUCAAGAGCCAGCAGACCCGCCGGCCCAUCCGGACCAUCAACCUGAGCCUGUGUGAGCAGGUGGACGCCGGCUUGUCCUUCACCAAGAAGGAGCUGGAGAGCAGCUUCGUCUUUCACCUGAGGACGGAGGAGAGGACCUGGUACCUGGUGGCGGAGUCCGAGGAGGACAUGAACCGCUGGGUGUCCUCCAUCUCCCUGCUGUGGGGCUUCAACCCCACGGAGGAUGGCCCGGAGAGACAUUCUGUCUCCGGCUCGUCAGCGACAGCGAUGGCCGCGGCAACGAGGUCAGUCCCAGACCCGUAUGACCUGCCGGGCGCCGGGAGCCCGACGCACGGCGGCGACGCAGAGGAAAACUACAUGUGGUUAUCGCACUGUCAGAGUCACAUCGGGCCUCCUUUAGCUUCCACCACCUCGCAGGAAAGCGACUCCAACAGCCUCCGUCUUCCCUCCUCCUCCUCCUCGUCCUCUUCCUCCGCCCGCUCCGGGACGCCCCCCUCCGGCCAGUCCCCUGACGCCGGCGUGACCUCUGACCUCCAGAGGCCGCCCGGCCGACUUCGCUGUCACCCCUCUCCUCACCCCAGGAAGCACUCCCUGGACUUCCGCCUGCGGCCCGUGGCGAUACCUCUCUCCGCCGCGGCCCCCUGCGCCCACCCGUACGCCGCCGGGGGCUACCAGGUGCCGCGCCGGGAGUCCAAAACCCAAAGCGCGCCCCCCUCUCCUCUCCCCCGGGGGUUGGUGUUUUUCUGCCGUGGGACUCCCCCGCCCAGCAGAGGCUCCAGCCCUCGGGCCCAGACGGGGCAAUCGGGCCGGCCCCAACCGCGCGGCGCCGCGGCCCAGGGAGGCUCGGCGGGGGGCCAGCGGCGGGCCACGCUGCCACACUGCUUCCCAGAGCUGGAGAGGAGGGACGGAUGUUUGGAGGGAGGAGGUCUGCCGAGGAGCAACACCGUCACCUCGCCGGGUGGCGACGCCGUUUACGCCCCUCGGUCUCUGUCCCACAGAGCGAGCAUGUUUGACUUCAGCGAGCGCUUCAACAGUUACUUCUUGAAUAAAGGCCUGGUGCCUCUGGGUAGCGUUUGCUCUGAGGACGACGACGUGGACGAGAACUACGUUCCCAUGAGCGCCGCCGCCACCGAGCCUCCUGUCGCCCCGAGUUCCAGGGUGCCUCCACCUCCUCCCUCGGACCCCUGCGUCCACCUCCGGGAGGCCAACUACGUCCCCAUGACCCCCCUCGCCCCUCCCCCCCCCGCUCACCCGACCCCGGCGACGGGCGACCCGCCCUCCCUCGGGAAACGGGUGCCACCUCCUGCCCACGCGGGUUUUCGCAGCCACCCCCUGACUCCCGCCGCCCCCCUCACCCCGCCGCCGCUCCGGAGGGCCGCCGCGGAGUCUCCCGGGGGAGGGGGAGGGGAGGCGACGCCCCCCCCCAUCCACCGCGACCUGAAACCGCAACGCAGAGGGAAACCGGCUCCUCUGGACAUCAGUCCAAUGCAGCAGGAGUGGCAGGAAGUCCCGCCCCCUGUCCGCUCGCCUGUCACUCGAACCUUCACGAGAGACCCGUCCAGCUGCCGGCCCGUCAGGCCGACCUCCGCUCACAGCUCGUCCCCGUCCUCCGACUCCGAAGACGGCGACGACAGCUGCGUCGCCAUGACGACGACGACGACGACCUCCACCCUCAGCUUCAGCCGCCGGCGAGUUGUCUCUGAGGCUCCUGCUGCACCGGGCCUCAGAAGGUGGAGUCAGCAGCCCGAUGCUCCGGCGCGCCAUCGGCGACAAACAGGUGGAGUACCUGGACCUGGACCUGGACCUCCACACCGGGCGAUCGACGGCAACCAGACAGAAACGCCGCACGGCCGAAGGCGGCGGCGGCGGAGGAGGCGGCGAGCCGGCGGCGGCGGGCGAGGAGCGCGCGCGCGUGGACUACGUGGUGGUGGACCCCAGGAGAACCAAGGCCCUGAGGAGCACCAGAGAAGCGUGGCACGAUGGGAGGAUGUCCACGGAGAAAGAGAAAUGCCCGAGCUAACUGCCGCCGACUCCACGGGUCCUGCUGAAGUCAGCGACCUCCCCUCCAGGGUCACGAGGCCGACGGCCGACGUCAUCAACUUCUAAACGACCAUCACUUGGCUUUUCAUAUCAUUUUGUGCGUAAACUCCCAGACGCGUGUCCGGGAACGAGCUCACUAAAUUCCGUAGGAUUCGUCUUCUGGGGACCACGAGUGCAAAAUGUCCUCAAUUACCUGUUUCAGGUGUCGUUGAAGACGUGGUCUGCUGGUGACUUCUGGGAAACACGCUGUGCGGCGUGUGUCUGCUGCGCUGGUCCUCUUUAAACACGUGACUGCUUAACACGAAUCCAAAGGUGUGCGGUAUAUUUAUGUACAUAUAUACAAGUACAACAGAAAGUACAAUGUCUCUGAUGUAAUACAGUAUCAAGUACAAUCAUUACAUCUAAAAUGUACUAUAUUUAGUACAGCAAAAACUACAAUAUUUAGUUUAGAUUCAGUACAAUAAAGAGUACAAUAUUAAGAUGUAGUGGAGCAGAAGUUUGAAUCGUCAUUAAAUAAAAAUACUCAAGUAACAAACAACACAAUGUUCACUCUGAUUCACUUCAUCAGAACAUCUAAACAUCUGGUUUGUUUUCCUCAGUAAAUACUUCACAUAUUUAAAGUUUUGGGGGUUUUAGGACUUUAUUUCAGUCUUUAAUGAACUGAGGUUUCAUAACUGUCCUCCACCCUCCUACAAACACCACCUAUACAGAGAGUUUUUAUAAAGUGACCAAUGAUGAAAUGCAGCCUGAUCGUUUUGUGAAUAUUCCUCCGUAUAAAUGAUCAGAAUCUCUUUACGUGUCGAUAAAGUGUUGAUGGAUCCUGAGACGAUGUCUCUGUUUUUACUGAAUCCAAGUCCAUAACCGGACAAUAGACCCUCUAUAAAUCACAUCGCCCUGAUGUUCUAAUGCGACCGGACAUAGAAAACAAUUCUUUCCAUCACGCCUGUACGUGUGUUAUCCUUUGGUCACGUGUUGCGUGGCGUCUUUCUCUCUCUUUGUAUUGACUUUAGAAACAACAGCUCAUGAGAAUAAAGUGAACAUCAGCAUC